Lingula anatina is the source of this 2570-nucleotide messenger RNA. RefSeq lists its product as uncharacterized. Gene Ontology annotation, molecular function: RNA binding. The record is from RefSeq and is a predicted model, not a curated record. NCBI's taxonomy places the organism in Eukaryota, Metazoa, Brachiopoda, Lingulata, Lingulida, Lingulidae.
CGAAAUGCAUUUUGGGAACGUUUUUGGCAUGUUAUUUUUUCUCCUGUUUUUAAGGGAUAAUUUGUUAAGAAAAUAUCAACCUUAACAAUUGUUCAAAUUUUGUUUCGUGUUCAUUUUUCCAAAGCAGCGUCCAUAUUGAGCAAACAAAACAAAUUACACUCAUCCGGGCAUUGACGGAAUCCAAGAUGGCUUCCACGGAUAAAAAGAAAGGAAAGAAGAAGGGACAGACCAUCAGCUUGAAUGCAUUUCUUGCUGAUGAAAAUGAAUCCGAGUCUGGCAAAACGGUCCUUAUUGCAUCAGGCUCCAACUGGGGAGAUCUUGUGGAGGACGAGGAUGUAAAUGACUCCAGUGACUAUACGUAUGGAGGACCUGCAGAGAAGGUUGUACUCCCAACGGCACCACGUGCCGCGAGGGGGCCCAACAUUGACAUGAGUCGCGUGCCCACAGAGCCUCCGUUUACGGCCUAUGUCGGGAACCUUCCGUAUGACAUAGAUGAAGAGCAGAUUGCAGAGUUCUUUGCUAAACUGGGGGUGCUAAACGUUCGUCUCCCCUCUGAUGGCGGUAGGUUAAGAGGUUUUGGCUAUGCAGAGUUUCCCGACAGAGAGAUGUUAAUAGAGGCCCUAGCCAUGAAUGAUGAGAUGCUGCGAGGAAGAAAGAUUCGAGUGGAUCUGGCAAGCGGGUCACAGAAAGCAGAUGAUGACAGGCGUGGAGGAGGCGGGUACGGGAACAGAGACAGACGGGACCAGGAUAGAGGCGGAGAUCCCGAUAGGACGGAAGGCGACUGGCGACGUGGACCACCAGGUGGUGGUGGUGGGUUUGAUGAUAGAGACAGUGGUUAUGGAAGAUCUGGAGGCUAUGGAAGCCGAGAUGACCGACCUGGUGAUAGAUACAGUGAUCGCUAUGGUGACCGAGGUGGUGAUCGUUAUGGAGGAGAUCGCUAUGGUGACAGAGGAGGUGAUCGCUAUGGAGGUGAUCGCUAUGGUGACAGAGGUGGUGAUCGCUAUGGUGACAGAGGUGGAGAUCGCUAUGGUGACAGAGGUGGAGAUCGCUAUGGGGACAGAGGUGGAGAUCGCUAUGGUGACAGAGGUGGUGAUCGCUAUGGAGAUCGUUAUGGUGAUAGAAAUGGAGACUAUGGACAGAUAUCAGCGUGAUGACAGAGAACCAGAGAGAGACUCUGCUGACGCCCCGGCUGGUGACAGACCCCGUAUGAAACUCCAGCCUCGCUCAGCGCCCCUGCCAUCAGAAGAGCGAGCUCCCGCCGCAGAAGAAGCUCCAGCAGAAAGAAAACGCCUCGUUCUCCAACCCAGAACCAAGCCAGUGGAGGCGGAGGAAAAACCAGCUCAGCAGAGCUCUUCGAUAUUUGGAGGCGCGAAGCCUGUGAACACUGCUGCUAAAGAACGAGAGAUUGAGGAACGUCUUCAGAAACAGCAUGAACUGGCCAAACCUGCCGAGGAGGAGCAGCGGAGAGACAGGCAUGAAGAAAGAAGAAGCAGUCACGACGGGGGGCACAGACGAAGGGACAGUGAAAAUUCCGAUAGCGGAAGAGAUGGUAGGGAAUAUAGGGAAUAUAAACGGCGAGAGAGAAAGCUGAGCUCAGGGUCCUCGUCAUCAAAAGGUGGCCCAAGGCCAGGCAUGCCCCGCUCCCAGGGACCCCCCAGGGCCAGGCAGGACAGAGGUAGCCGAGAGGGGUCGGAGUCGGACCGUCAUGACCAGGAGGUGACGGAGGAGAGUAAACCUGUACAAAGUCCACAGUCUCCUACUAAAAAGGAGGAGGUGAAGGUGUCCCCAGCACCACCUCCUUCUGUUAAUAUUUGGGAGAAACGAAAACAGGCCUCCCAGGGGGAGCCACCUGCCCAGGGUCCCAGUCAGCAGUCGCCACCGUCAGCAGACGACAGGCAGGCAGCGCCACCUAGGAGAGUGGAAGCUAAUGAAUCUUAUGCUGACAGAUCUAAAGCAACGGCCUCAGAGUCUAAACCAGCCGCUGGUCCUCCCCCUAACGCCUGGUCUGCUGGACGUCCCGCUAUGAAUGAUACCAAAAGACAGCAGAACGGACCACAGAAUCAGCAGUAUAAGAAAGAGGGAGAGGAGCGUGGUUUUGGUGGCUCACACUGGGGACAGAGGCGUGGUGAUUCCGCAGAAAGAGGCCGUGGGCGGGGCUACAGUGACAGAGGUCGUGGAGGCCCCCGGGGGAGAGGCAGAGGAACCAGAGAACGACCCAUGCCCAGGUCGAUAGACGAGAUGCCAAAGUUUGAGGAAAAGACGCAAAGGGAUUUCAGUGACGGCAACGUCUUCUCUGCGUUAGACAUAGAUGAAGUAGAACCAUAAACUGGCAGCUGAAUUAGAGAGAAAACAACUUGAAGAACUUGGUAAACGUGAUGUAGUCCUGCUGUUACGGAAUUAAGCUCAACAAACAGGACAAAUAAGCAGAGAAAAAUAUUGACAUACUGACGUGACCAUAGCUGACACGUGAGAGAGGAUUUUUUAAGGUCAUCUCCAUGGCAACGGGGUCACGCUAAGUUAUUUUCCCAUGACAACCUGAGACUAAACCAUGGGAACGUUGCAUGUGAAAG